Porites lobata is the source of this 10399-nucleotide messenger RNA. Lineage: Eukaryota; Metazoa; Cnidaria; Anthozoa; Scleractinia; Poritidae. The record is from the annotation of a GenBank genome assembly.
AUGACAAAGAAGACGUACAGAAAGAUCGCCAGCUCUGCACACUCGGAAAACAUAAGCUUUUUUUCUUCUCUUUUUUUUCAAUGGAUGAACAUUUUGAUGAAGACAGGGAGUGAAAGAGCUGUUGAUGAAAAUGAUCUUUUACCGCUUAAAGAAGAAACCACUUCUUGGUUUUUGACGAAGAAACUUCAGGCAAAAUGGACCGAAGAAACAGCUGAUAGUCAAAUAUAUGGUGUUAAACCAAAACUUUGGAAAAGCAUAUUGAAGAUGUUAACUGCGAAGGAAAAAAUGAUCAUCAUCUCAGCUAUGAGUGUCGAGACACUUUGUCAUAUUCUUCAGCCACUGCUUCUUGGACAUCUUGUGAAAUCCCUGCUGACAGAAGAGCUACACAAUAUGUAUCUUCUCUAUAGCAGUGCCAUCGCACUAGGGAUAAAUGGAGUGAUCUCUUCUGUUGCCAUGCACCACGCUAACUACCAGUGUGAGCUGUUGGGUAUCAAAAUAAGCAGCGCCCUUAAAGGAUUAGUUUAUAUGAAGGUAAUGAACAAAAAUGUCAGAGACGGCCAGAUGUGUCCACACUGAUGAGGAGGUGGGCUUAAACCUUUUAGCCAGUCCAGCUAACUCAACUGGCUUGGGCCAAAAUAGAGCCUAAGGCAGUGUUCACACCUGGUGCCCGGGCACAGUGCCUGAGUUUUCUACUCGCUUGGCACUGUGUGCACACCCUUUUUUAAGAACUUACGCCAAAACUCGGGCACCGUGCCUGUGCCCGAGUACAACGCUACUCGGGCACUCAAGAGGGCUCUGGUUCCCUUUGUGCACACCGUAUGGCGCUUGACAGGACGAAAGGAACUUUAUACGCAGAAGAAAAUUAUUGAUUGAGCGAGAAAACACUCAAGGUUGUUCUUGGCCAGUGUCAAAUAAGUUUACAAAUCUAUGAUCGAGGGCACAAUUAUGUUCAUACCCAAACGGGACAUUUAAGUACAGCUUAACGUACUAAAUUUUCCUUUUUUGUGGAAUAGGGAAAAACAGGCCAUUUCCGAUUUGCGCCAAGAUGUUAUGGCUAGAUAUUCCAGAGCACUUAUCUGUCAAUUUGGAAUCUAUACAAAAACAAGCCCUUACGAUUACUUUCCCAGACUCUGACCUUCUCUGGUCUUGAGAGUCUUGAGAAAAGACGACUUUCUAUAAGUCGCAGGUUCAUCUCGGCAUGGAAGUUACGCACUUGUAAUGAAGUUAUUAGUGUACCACAUGAUCCUAGAUCUGGCCAUGAAAAGUCUUUCUGUCCUUACAUUAGAAUCAAAAAAGAGAAUGAUUUUAUUACCUUUAAAUUUUUAGACUAGUUUCAUAACCUUUUGUAUGUUAUAGUAUCCUGAUUAUUAAUUUUACAACUUGGCAAUUCAGGUGUAUUUUACUGCAAAGAGUGGAAUAAACGAUGUUCAUUUAUGAUUUACAAGUAUCUGUUUACAGGCAAUGAUAAGUGCAGAGCCAUGGAUAUGAAAAUCACUUUAAUUUGAUUCUCAUGCAAAUAGAACUCAUUUUCAGAGGAAACGAUUUGAGCUUGGCCUCGUUUUGACAAUGAGAGUUUCUGGAACUCGGAAGUGGUCUAUAAAUAGGUAGAGUUAUUUCAAAUGUAAUUUUUCAUCAGUCUUCGGUAAUUGACAACCCCCAUACGCUGUGACAACGUUAAUAGUGACAAAGCUAUUCCCUUAAGCAAUAACCUUAUUUGCAAAGAUAACUUACGAACUUUAUUUUCUUGUUGCAGACGCUUCUUCUCAGCAAGGAUUCAUUGCUGAGACUUUCAUCAGGUCGAGUUAUUGAUCUCGUAUCAAACGAUGUCCAGCGAAUAGAGAGUGAUACUUUCGUGUGUUUUUAUGCUGGAGCUCGAGGCAUCAUAGAGCUUUUAAUAGUUACCUUUUUACUGGUCUGUUUUGUUGGAUGGCAGGCUCUAAUGGGAAUUUUUUUACUGUGUAUUGUUCUGCCAUGUUACCUUCUUUUCGCCUAUGCUGGGGCUAUACUGCGCCUGCGUACAGCCGCAGUUUCUGAUCGCCGCAUCACGAUGAUCGGCCAGGUUGUUUCUGGAAUCCGCGCCAUCAAAACAAAUGCAUGGGAAGAUGAAUAUAGAGAAAAGAUAAAGAAAGUGCGAAGGUAAGGAAAACUUUAACAUUGCAUAAAUACAAAAAAGGUUCUGAGUAAGCAAUAAUUUUUUGCCAUAUCCACAAGCAAUUGAUUUUAAACUCACACUUCUCCUGGUUUGAAGCAAUUAAUAAAAAGAAACCUAAGUAUAAAAUUUAAUAAACUUAAUUUCAUGAAAAUGGAAAGGAAAUUUCAGUUUGGUUUAUUUAGCUCAUUCCCAGUUCGUCUCAGACCUAACCGACCAAGCUUGGCAGUGCUUACUUGCUUAAAAAGGGAGGCGAAGUUUCAAAACUUCAAAAGAUCGCAGCUCAGCUCAGAGAGCACUUUGGUGUGGUCUUGGGUUAAGCGAAAGAGACAAAUUCCCUCGUCUUUUGGCGAAUUGACCCAUGAUCGUUGAUGUUUACGCUCUCAAGUGACAAGGUUGACAGUUGUGGUUGAAAAAAGGAGGCGCAGCCGUGCCUUUAUUUGGCUGUCCUCAAAGAGUCUAAAUAGAAACUGGAUGUCUCGUAAUUUACAAGCCUUUCUCGUGUUCUCUUAGCAUCCCACGUGGGUUAUCACGGCGGUAAAACCCAUAGAAAGUGGGAUCUGCCCUCCUAAAUAACCAAUAAUAAUCACCAAUAGUUCUUAGAAAAAUCCAAGGUUAAAUUCAUUGUCAAAGAUAUCGCCGGUGCUUUUUAGUAUCGGAUAAAUCCUCCCUGAUAGCAGUAAAUACCAAUACAGUUAAUAACAAAUAAAGGGAUUUUAUUUCCAAGUUAAUAUAAGUAUCAUAUGAGAGCGCCCUACACCAUUGUAUCUUUUAACAAGAAUAUAACCUUUCUAAGUUCGUUUAAUUAUCAUUACUGAAACAUUCCUUGUAUUGUAUUUAUAGUGACGAAAUCGAUUUGACCACUAAGAAGAGUACCUUUAUGUCUAGCAUUGCUGCUCUCGAAUACAUUUUAACACCAAUGGCAACCCUGGUGACUGUCAUUACUCUUAUACUAACUGGUAAGCCUGUGACACCAGUUAACGUCUUCACGUUCCUCUCUUUUAUCAAUGUUUUGAGUGGGGGCUUCUGUGCGAGCCUUUCCUAUGCUUCCACCCAAGCCUACGACGCUUAUGUAUCACUGAGCAGAAUACAAGACUUUCUUCUUUUAAACAAUCUUGAUUCAACGAAAACCACGAUAAAUCCGCCAGAAGGAACAGAAGCAUCGUGUUUUUCUAACAACUCGACAGAAAGUCAGCAAGAAACUAUUUUACGGGUCAGAAAUUUCAAUCAGCAACAGCAACAAAAUGAAUCAGAAGAAUCGUCUUUGGAAUUUAUUGAUUUCACCGCUGAAAAAGGAAGUUUAACAGUCAUAACUGGACCAGUGGGCAGUGGCAAAUCUACUCUUCUGUCAGCAAUUGCUGGGGAAGUACCAGACCAAAACGGGGCCAUAACCUUCAAAGGAACUGCUGUUUAUGUGCCGCAGAUUGCUUGGAUAUUCUCUGGAACUAUUAGAGAAAACAUUUUGUUUGGCGAACAGUACGAGGAGGACAAGUACAACAGGGUCAUUGAAGCAUGUGCUUUGACUCAAGACAUCGAAAAGUUUCCAGACUGUGACCAAACGAUUGUUGGAGAACGUGGCGUGGUGCUUAGUGGUGGCCAGCGGGCAAGAGUAAGCUUAGCACGCGCAGUCUACGCCGAAGGAGAGCUUUACUUGUUGGAUGAUCCCUUAAGUGCUGUGGACUAUAAAGUUGCCGAUCACAUUUUUAGGGAAUGCAUUAAAGGCUUGCUUGGAAAGAAAACUCGGUUAAUAACGUCUCAUCAAGAACGAAUCAUGCGUGACGCCGACAACGUAAUUGUAUUAUUUAAAGGCCGAGUAUUGAGCCAGGGAAAUUUCACUGAGCUAAAUGAAAGUGGUAGCCUGAAUAAAACUGUCGAUUCAAUUUACGAAAAGGCAAACAAAUCGGAUAUUAGCGUUGGUGAGGACGAUAAAGACGAAGAAGAAAUUUCUGACAUGAGUGGUAUACCUGUGCCCAAUGAAGUGCAGGGUCUCCACUUGUCAGAGGAAGAUCGCGCCAUUGGAGUGGUGUCAUCAGGACUUUACUGGAACUACUUUAGAAGCGGAGUUCCCUUGCUGGUAAUCAUCGCAGGAAUUUGCUUAUGUUUAAUAAGUCAAGGUACUGUGCCUUAAGAUAAUAAUAACUGAACCUUACCACCACACAUUUUUUAUUCCGGGGAGAGUGCGGUCGACUGAAUCCGUAUCGUAUUUCGCAAAAUAUUUCCUUAUCAACGAGAAAAUAAGUUAAUUAAAUUCGCCCUUUGCAGAAACUCUUGGAAAACAGAAUAAAUGUUCGCAACUGGUGCCAAAUUACUGAAAAAAUAAGGGAUAUAUGGCCUUUUAACAAAAACGCUGGAUUGCAUCUUUAAUUGCUGAUUAUUUCUGAAUUGUACGACGAGAAUACCAUUCACAUAUUAGUGAGUAAAUAAGAAAAUUUGGCAGAGCAACCUGAAACGCCUUAACCUAACUGCAUAUGAUUGGAUCUGCUUAUAAAUCAAUUUGUUGUAUUGAAAAACUAGUGACUGACUAAUUUUUGUUGCUGCUUCAUUUUUUGUUUCUUUUGUUUUGUGUUUUGUUUGUUCGUUUGAGUGCUUGUCAGUUUUUUGUUGUUGUUGUAAAGUAUUUGUGGAAAAGAUCGUCUUUAAACUUGAAUUGAUUUAAUACGUUCAUGUUUUAUUUAGAAGCUGUAGCUGGGCAUUCUGCUCACUAAAUAGCCUUCUUCCACUUAUGUCCAGGAUUGAACACAAUCUCGAGUUUUCAGGUCUUGGUUUACAUUAGUUAGCAUGGACUUUAACUUAAAUCACUUUGGCUAGCCUAGUGAAAUUUGCUCUUUAUUAUUUCUCGGUUCUUCAUCCAUUCGAUCUGACCAGUCAGAUUUGGUUUAUUGGGAGCUAAUCAGAUUCGAGUACUGUAUUUCUUUUUAAUUGUUACUUUUCCAUUGCAUAUAAAAGUAAUGAGAGCUACUAUCUAUCUUCUAAUGAAAGGUUUCUGCAACUGCGUAUUUGAAUAGCCCUCUACUGGAAAGUUCAAAUGCAAGGCAGCUAUCAGUGUGUUCUUCACAAGAAUUCUGCCUGUUACCAGGAAUGAUUAUGUUGAGCUGUAAGGAUAAGGACAAAUGAAAAAAACAUGACUGGUCACUGGAGAAAGGCUGUCAGAGUCUGAUGAAAAUAAACUUCAUUCAUUCAUUCGUUCGUUCAUUCAUUCUUUUAUUUUUGCCAUUAAUCACAUACAAAUACAGCAACAAUAUAUAGAAAUUUAUAAUACAUUUAAGAUAUAAUUAUGCGCUCUUCUAACUAAAUUAUUUACAAAAUUAAAUGUUUAAAGUGGUUGCGACAAGGAAUCCUAUAUAGAAGCCGGGGGCUUAUAAACUAUUUAAAAUACGCUUCCUGGGCUAUGGAGUAAACCAUGCAAGUUAAGGGUACUGAAUGAAGAUUUGGACUAAGUUUUAAAAGUAAAGAAAAAAAAAGAAAAAAUAAAAGGUAUGAAGCUCGGCAAAGAGUAUAUUCGACUAAGAAGGAAGGAAGUCUUUUGCCAAACAAACUGAUACUUUCACCGUUUCGAAUCUCACGACUUAGCGAGUUGAAAAACUUAGGACCUUGAAACCGAAUUGAGAAUUUUCGAAAAUCAGUUCGACAAUGACGUAUAUGGAAAACCCUGGAAUUUCUUGUAUUAUGCGAAUGUAUCUGCCUUGCAAGAGUAAACAUAUCACGAAAAUAAUUAGGAAGUAAACCGUCUUUUAGAAAGAUACAUAAAUUUACAUAUUUGCUAUAAAUAAAUGUCCGAGAAUUUUAAAAAUCUUCUGCUCCUAAAAAAGAACACCAGUGUGAGAAUCAAAAGAAACUAUAUAUUUUGUUCUGAUUAUCUUUUUUUGCAGAAUAAUAAUCCGACUUAAAUUAGACCGAUAUGUCGAUCCCCACACUGAAACACAAUAUAUUAAGUAAGGGUAAACUAGACUAUAGUACAAAGAGCGUAAGGAAGUUUUGGGAAGGCAAAAACUUGACUUAUAAGUAAUACCUAUAGAUUUUGAUGUUUUUCCAGAAGCGCUAAGAAUGUGAGGCUUCCAUGACAAAUGCUCAUCGAGGAUAAUACCUAAAGAUACUGUUUCUUUCAGACGUUCAAUAACAUUGUUGUCAAUUUGAAUAGAUCAAGUGUUUGCCUCAUUUGGCGUGGCCUAAAAACCAUAAGAUUCGUUUUUUUAAAGUUAAUGGGCAGCUUAUUUGCUCGACACCAUUGUGUUAAUUUAAGCAUUUCAGAAUUCAAGAUUUCAGGACGUAAAUCAAAAUCUUUGUGGGGAAAAUUAUGUUUGCGUCAUGAGCAAAAGGAAUAAAGUCCACCACCUUUGACACAUUGCACAGAUCAUUUAUAAAGAGCAGAAAGAGCAGGGUGCCUAGUAUAGAGCCCUGAGGUACCCCGCACUUUAUUUCGCAAGUCUCUUAACUGAUACCAAUAAAUUCCACAUAUUGUUCUCUAUUGCUUAGAUAGCUUUUUAACUAUCUAUUAAGUGCAGUGACUAGAACACCAUAAUGCUCUAAUUUGAAGUUAAAAUGUUAUGUAUUCCUUAUUUUCAUUAACGGAAGAGAUUUUGUCAUAUAAACAAGCAAGAGCAUAAACAGUGGAGUGAUGCUUGCAAAAACCAUACUGAUUGUCAGAGAUUGUUAUGAUUAUUAAGAAACUUUAAAAGACCAUUGUACAUUACUCUCUGUAGAAUUUUAGAGAAUGCUGGUAAAAAAGACACUGGUCUUUCUGGCCUUUUUAUUUGUAAUUUUAAAAAAUUAGAAAAACUGAGACCAUGUUCAAACAUUAAACUUCAUGUAGGAUUAGAAAACACGCGAAAGCGGUCGGUCGUUUUGUUUUACUUUGAUGGAGAAUCAAAUACAACCAGCAUAUAAAAAGCCACAACAUACCAUCUUUGUUUCAAGGUCGCAAAUUAAUGCCAGUCUUCUUCAGAGACACCCAAAAAUGUAUGACUCCAUUUGUAUGACUCCAUUCGUUUCUGACCAUUAUUUUUCUUAUAUUUCUUUUAGCAAUGCUUGUUUCCUGCGAUGUGUGGCUAUCGCUUAUGACAAGGACAAACCCCAAGGAUCAAAACAACGAGACAAACCUUAUCGUCUAUGGCUCUCUUGUUGGGGCAUCAUUCAUAUUUCUCAUCAUUCGAGCAUUUAGCUUCUAUCUGGUAUCUUUACGAUGUUCUGAACGUCUUCAUGAUAAAAUGGUUGCGGCUGUUCUACAGGCACCAGUCGUAUUCUUCGAUUCAAAUCCUGUGGGAAGAAUUAUGAAUCGGUUCUCUAAAGAUAUAAGUUGCAUGGAUGAUGUACUACCUAAAACGUUUCUGAGAGCAAUCCAAAGGACCUUGCUGAUGUUCACCUCAAUACUUCUACCAACCGUCAUAAACCCUUGGCUUCUGUUUGCUCUUACGCCAAUAGCUGUGUUAGCGGGAGUUAUUUCAAGAUAUUACUUAAAGACAUCAAGGGAGCUGCAAAGGCUGGAGUCAGUUAGUCGUAGUCCAGUCUUUUCUCACUUUUCAGAGACACUGGAUGGACUGGACACAAUUCGGACGAGAAAAAAAGAAAAAGAUUUCCUGGAUGAAUUUUGCAGGUACUUUACUCAUUGUUUUUUGUCUUUGUUGUUGAAUAAUUUGAUAUUUGUAACCUGAAUAGCUCAAGUUUGAAAUGAGUAACUCCUGGAUUAAGUAGUCAAUCAAUUAGGUACCCAGGAAGCUAGUCAAUUUGUAAAACGAUCGCCGUGUGAUUUCAUCGGGGUGAUUGAUGUGUUGCUGCCAUUAGGUCUCAGUUAUCUUAACUAGAUUGUUUUGGUAACGUUUAACUGGGACGUUCACCUGGGAUUUGGACAUGCUAGCUCUCCAGAUUAUGACGCCUUUUUACAUUCUUCUUUUAUCAUAUGACAAGGCGUCUUAACGGAAAAGAUUCUUUUUUCAAAGAGUAUUCGAAUGUGAAAGAUUUGACAGCGAAAUCGAAGUUACAAAACUAAAUCGUGCAUUAUUAUUGUUCCUUUUAGUUAUCAAGAUCUUCAUACUAAGUCAUACAUUAUGGUUUUUGCCAGCCAGCGCUGGCUUGGUGUACGCUUGGAUUGUCUCUCCGCUCUUUUGACUGCUGCAACGGCUCUUGCUUCAGUUAUUGUAUCACAGGAUGCUGGUAAUUAUACUUGCAUAUGUAAUCAACAAAUUAAUCCAUGUUUAUAUGAGCUGCUAAAUUUCUUAGAACACAUGAAUCUCCCAGUAAGGCUUUUACUUCUUGUACAAAUCUAAAAAUUUGUUUACCGACAUAGAAAGACUAUGUUGACAAUGGGGCCUUUUCUUAUUUGUGUUAAGUUAUAAAAUUAUCGUGUUCUACUACUGCUGCCUCAAAAUAAAAUACAACUGCUGCUUUUUCAAAGCUAUAAUUUGCUUAUUUGUCUUUUGGUUUAUGAUAACAUAAUGGAACUAACAGGUCAAGUUUUCUCAGUGUUUUCACUGCUUCAAUGUUUAUGAAAAAGCUACUUCUGGUAAAAUAGCUCUUGGCAGCUACUGAAUAAUACAUGUGGGUCGACAUUCUCUUCUUGAAAUGCAACUAGUCCCUUCGGUACCCCUAGUGAAAUCUGAUAUAUAGCAAUUUUAGGUUGCUAAAAAUAGAUAAUUUCUUGCUACGCCGGGUCCCUUGGAUUCAGCGGUCAGUUCUUAAAAUUACUAAGAGGAAACCAACCACCGUACUAGGGGUGUGAUAAAGCUUUGCACCUCGCUUUCCCGGUUCGCCACGUAGUGCUUGUAUCAGGAAGAAAACCUCCUGGCGCCCAGGGUAGCGAGGGACAGGUGCCCAGAAAAAUCCUCUUGCUAAAAAAGGGGGAUGGAAAUUGCACCCACCCCUAGCCUCACCUUAGCCCUCUUAGGGAUAAGUUCUCGGGAAUGCUUUUUUGGAACGCCAGGCAGACGUUCUAGGCAGAACAAAAUCCGGUCGAUUGUUCCGUACUAACAAUUGGGCAAAAGAUUGUUACUUGUCCUGAACAGGAUAGCAUUUCCGACCAGGGGCCCGUUUCUCGAAUGUCCCGAUAGAUUUUCGGGACCGGAAAGCUGUUUUAUCUUGGCCGUGUUUGCAUUCAAGUUCAAAGUUUCAAUAACUAUGAAAAUGAUGCAAUGAAACUAUCAGUUAAAGAAGCAAAAUUGAUUGGUUUGUGAGCUAGGAACUGUUACUAUUCAACUGGUUUAUAUUUUAAAAUUUGCCUUCCAGCCCGAAAAGUUUGCGGGCCUUUCGAGAAACAGGCCCCGGCCAGGACAUAAUAACCGAAAAAUUUACCUUAUGGUUGAUGAACCAUAGCUUAAUAAACGUAUUCACCUGGUUUUCUUUUUAGCUUUCACCGGUCUGGCAUUGGUUUAUGUAGUUCAAAGUGUGGUUUGGACUCAGUACGCAGUUAAGAAAUCAGUUGAAGUCGAAACUCUGAUGACAUCAGUUGAGCGAGUAAUGACGUACACCGAGCUUGAACCUGAACCUGGAUACAAAGUGGAACGAAAACCUCCGGGAAUCUGGCCACAUGAGGGUAAUAUCGUGCUCAAAGACGUAUGCCUGACCUACUAUCCGGGGGGUCCUCAAAGUUUAAAGAAUAUUACACUUAACAUCAACGGUGGAACUAAGAUCGGCAUUGCAGGUCGGACGGGCGCAGGGAAAUCUUCCUUCGUGGCGGCACUAAUGCGCAUGCCUGAACCUGGUGGAGACGUAUUUAUUGACAAUGUCAAUAUAAAAGACAUCACCCUCAGAGAAUCUCGACGAGCAAUAACCGUUCUUGGACAAAAUCCUGUCCUUUUUAGCGGAACGGUGAGGCAAAAUCUUGAUCUGAUGGAGCAAUUUGAAGACGCGGAACUAUGGCGAGCUUUAGAACAGGUGCAGCUGAAAAGUCUUGUAGAGAAUUUGCAGGGUCAGUUGAAUCAUGAAUUAUUGGAGCACGGUGCAAACUUUAGUGUUGGAGAAAGACAACUUAUCUGCUUGGCUCGAGUGCUGUUGCAGCAAAAGAAAAUCGUCAUUUUGGAUGAGCCAACUGCACACGUGGAUCCGGACACAGAACAAACGAUCUGGAAUAUAGUAGACGAGAAAUUGAAAAAUUCUACGGUUAUCACUGUUGCACAUCGUUUGAACACAAUAAGAGACUGCGACAAGAUAUUAGUUUUAAAAAGUGGAGAAGUCGAAUGGUUUGAUAGCUUUGAUGUGCCUGUGAACAGAAAAGGGCGAAUUUUAAGUAAAAUGGAUCAUGUACCCGAGGAAGCCACAUAA